AUGAUUAUUAUAAGCUGGAACUGCCGAGGCUUGAGCAACCUGAGUGCAGUUUCGAACUUGCGGCACAUAGAUCAGAAACACCGUCCAGAUGUUAUCUUCUUAUCAGAAACAUUAGCUACGGCGAGGAGGUUGGAAGCUCUUCGUGUAAGUCUAAAAUUCGACUCGUGUCUAGCUAUAGAUGUGGAAGGAAGAAGUGGUGGUCUUGCAGUGUUAUGGCAGAACAAGAUUAAGUGCAGUGUUUUCAAUUAUUCUCGCAACUUUAUCAAUCUAGAGAUUGAAGACGAGGUCAGAGGCAACUGGCGCCUCACGUGUUACUACGGCUUCCCGGAAAGAAAUCGCCGCCACCUAGCUUGGGAUAUGUUACGUGCACUGCGGGAUAUGUCAAGUGAUCCGUGGUGCAUUAUCGGUGACUUUAAUGACUUGAUGUCCCAAGAAGAUAAAAGAGGCUUGCAUCCACAUCCCAACAGUCUUUGUAAUGGUUUCUGUAGUGCGGUGGAAGAUUGCGGUUUAUCGGACAUCAACAUCAAAGGACACAGAUUCACUUGGGCUAGAAGUAGAGGUACUCCGAACAUGGUGGAGGAGCAACUUGAUCGAGCUAUGGCUAAUUUGAGUUGGCUAGGUCGUUUCCCGAAUGUGGAGUUAUUAAAUAUAUUGGCAUCACAUUUAGAUCAUACUCCUAUCCUUUUGAAUUGCGACCUUGCUAGUAGUAAUAAGCGCACAUACUCGUUCAAAUUUGAGAAUCAGUGGCUGUUGGAAGAAGACAUUAAAGAAACAAUAUCUAUUGGGUGGAACACAAGUAGUAAUGCAGAGCUGGGAGAUAAAUUAAAUAGUUGUGCAGGUGAGUUAAAGAGGUGGAGUAGGGGAAAGAGAACUCGUUUUAAAGAAGAUGUGAAAGCCUGUGAAGACGCAAUUGAAGGAUAG
Molecule: messenger RNA, 921 nt
Organism: Vicia villosa (hairy vetch)
Lineage: Eukaryota; Viridiplantae; Streptophyta; Magnoliopsida; Fabales; Fabaceae
Exons: 1
Coding region: 1-921 (306 amino acids)
Molecular function (GO): catalytic activity
Source: RefSeq, a predicted model, not a curated record